AUGCCCCGUCCCACAGCCGUCCCCAACCACCACCCCACCCGCCGCUGGACAUACCCCUGCUCCGAGACACUACAACGAUCUCCAAUCACCCGAACCUCCCCUCUCCUCUCCCUCCCAAACGAAAUCCUCCUCAUCAUCCUCCACCUCGUCAUCGCCUCUGAAACCCCCACCACCCAACUCACGACCCCUCACCCGAACCUCAAAUGCACCUGCGUGCCGCUCCUCCCUAACCCUUCCGUCCGUUCCUCCACGAAGAAACCCUGGCCUUCCCGUCUCCGCACCUCGCUCAAGAAGCCAUGGUAUUCCCACUGUCUGAGACUCUGCAAUCGGCUGGAGUCCUGGGCCGCCGACCCGGGACUUCCACACCUCUACCCACCCAGCCGCAUGCCGAACCUCUCCGUGGCGCGAACCUGUCAGGCACUAUAUCCCCUCGCGGUGGAGGCUCUGUACGCGCUCAAUACCCUCACACUAACCUCGAGUGAAGUGGAAGUCAUGCUACUCAGUCCAGCGGGAAAAGGCGUGAUGGAAAAGUUGACCGGUCUGCGGGUCCUCGAGCGCAAAAUCGAAGAGUCAAUCUGGGUGCAAGAACUAAUCUACCGCCCACCUCGAACAUCUCCACAACCCCCAAACCCCUUCUCCGCACCUACGCCGACGAAUGGACACCCACCUACCUCCGCGCAGACGACUGUCCCUGGUAUCCCAAAACGCCACUCUGCCGCAUCACCCGCGACCUGCUAUUCGCCGAGAUGGCAUCCGUUCUCAACGAGGUGUAUCAGCAGUACGUCAACAACGGCAGCGUAG
Messenger RNA from Zymoseptoria tritici IPO323, 801 nucleotides. RefSeq lists its product as uncharacterized. The record is from RefSeq and is a predicted model, not a curated record. NCBI's taxonomy places the organism in Eukaryota, Fungi, Ascomycota, Dothideomycetes, Mycosphaerellales, Mycosphaerellaceae. The transcript is spliced from 2 exons. Bases 1 to 801 code for a protein of 266 amino acids.